Ixodes scapularis (black-legged tick) is the source of this 1083-nucleotide messenger RNA. It is a transcript of the gene RpL7A, whose product is annotated as 60S ribosomal protein L7a. The record is from RefSeq and is a predicted model, not a curated record. Lineage: Eukaryota; Metazoa; Arthropoda; Arachnida; Ixodida; Ixodidae. The transcript has 6 exons. The coding region runs from base 240 to 1049 and encodes 269 amino acids. Gene Ontology annotation, biological process: ribosome biogenesis. Gene Ontology annotation, cellular component: ribonucleoprotein complex.
GACUUUAAGUAACACGUUUUUAAUUUCAUUUUUUUACGGUAUUUUGUAAGAGAACUUUAAAAAUAUGUCUCUGAAGUACACUAAACAAUACGCCACCAGGGAACCGAGCUAAUAAAAGCUGUCGGCAUCGCCCGCCAUCUUUCCUUUCCCGGCGAGAGAUAUUUGUGGUUGAGUUCAAUCCGUCUUCAUCGCCUUUCUGAAGCAUUGAAUAUCUUCUUGGCAUUCAUUAGACAGCCAUAAUGGUGCAAAGGAAGAUCAAGGGGAAGAAGGGCAAGAAGAAGAUCGCGGCAGCACCUCUGUCCGCCAAGAAACCCGAACAGAAGAAAGCAGUAAACCCUCUGUUCGAAAAACGCCCGAGAAAUUUCAGCAUUGGCCAGGACAUCCAGCCCAAGCGUGAUCUGAGCCGCUUUGUACGGUGGCCCAAGUAUGUCCGCAUCCAGCGACAGAGGGCGAUCCUGUACCAGCGCAUCAAGGUGCCACCUCCAAUCAACCAGUUCACACAAUGCCUGGACAGACAGACGGCCACGGGUCUGUUCAAGCUGCUGGACAAGUAUAAGCCCGAGACCAAGGCCGCCAAGAAGCAGCGCCUGCUCCAGCGAGCGGAACAGAAGGCCAAGGGCAAAGAGGACGUACCCACACGUCGUCUUCCCGUGGUGCGUCAGGGUGCCAACACCGUCACCUCUCUCGUGGAGCAGAAGAAAGCCCAGCUGGUGGUGAUCGCCAACGAUGUGGACCCCAUUGAGCUGGUCCUGUUCCUGCCUGCCCUGUGCCGCAAGAUGGGUGUGCCCUACUGCAUCGUGAAGAACAAGUCGCGGCUCGGCCGCGUGGUGCGCCGAAAGACUUGCAGUUGCCUCGCCUUGGCCCAGACCAACCCUGAGGACCGUUCUGCACUGUCCAAGCUGGUGGAAGCUAUCAAGACCAACUUCAACGAACGCUACGAGGAGAUCCGCAAGCACUGGGGCGGUGGUGUCAUGGGCAACAAGUCUGCUGCCCGCAUCGCCAAGCUGGAGAGGGCACGAGCGAAGGAGCUGGCCCAGAAGGUGGCCUGAAAGGUUGCUGCCCAAUAAAGUUCUGUUUCAUUUC